GUCCGAUCCAACGUAGUCACUGCACUCCGUCCAAUACAGUACCGCAGCCCACAUUAUGCCUACUCAAGCCUGGUUUGAACCAAAGAUCGCGCCUACAGCGCACGCGUUGGACAUAGGUGAUGGCUGCCACCCAGAUGAAGCCAAAGCUCUCGGCGACUAUCUGAAUGGCAACACGAACCCCGAAGAAGCUGCCAAGCGAUUCACAGCACCCGUACUCGCAGACGCAAAUCCCCCAAAGCGACUCUAUCGCAUUUGGGCACUACUCAGCGAAGCUCUAGUAGAGCUCACCGAAGAAGAGCGUCACAUGACAUUCGACCUCAUGUCUGCAAUUCAGGCACUUCCGCCAUCAUCUGGGGUUGACUGGGCGGAACUGACGGGGUUCGGCGCCAUGUGGUAUGAUUUGUACAAAAGCCACUUACACGGUCCGCAUCGAUGGGAGAGGCAAUACGAAGUCUUAUCCGAAGAGGAGAAACGCGAGUUUCGCCAGGAUUACAAUACCGUGGGUACAGCGGAGGCGGAAAUGUUCGUUCGAGGCUUCCCAACAGUGGGGGAGUAUUCAGGAUUCAAGGUCCUCAACCUGCUUUGCUCACCGCUGCCCCGUGCUCUCAACAUUUUCGUCAGUCACAUGCACCCCUGGCUUCGUAUCGCGGGGCCACAGUUGAAGGCGAAGGUCGACUGGUCGCAGACGGAAAAGCCUGCUGAGUGUUGGGAACGGCGGAUUGAUGGCAAGACGACAGCGUUUGACUGGGAAACCUGGAAGGAAGAGCUGUUGAAGCUUAGCAAAGACGGAAGCGGCCUUUCGGAGGAAGGUAGAAAAGUGGCUGCGGAGUGUUAUGAGCUGAUGUGAUCGGUCAUCUUACGAGUCCCCCAGUCAUCAAUCCAGCCUCGAAUUGCAGUUUCUGUUGCCAAGCUGGCGCUUCAUGGUCUGCUGUUGUAGAUGGUGGACUCGCGAUCGGCAGUAAUGAUCACCUGUGGCUUCUACAGCUGGCAACAUCCCAAUCCAGUUCAUGGGUCGCA
This is a messenger RNA of Cercospora beticola, 1017 nucleotides long. RefSeq lists its product as uncharacterized. The record is from RefSeq and is a predicted model, not a curated record. NCBI's taxonomy places the organism in Eukaryota, Fungi, Ascomycota, Dothideomycetes, Mycosphaerellales, Mycosphaerellaceae.